Bombus pyrosoma is the source of this 4615-nucleotide messenger RNA. RefSeq names its product protein tyrosine phosphatase type IVA 1. Gene Ontology annotation, molecular function: phosphatase activity. Gene Ontology annotation, biological process: protein dephosphorylation. NCBI's taxonomy places the organism in Eukaryota, Metazoa, Arthropoda, Insecta, Hymenoptera, Apidae. Gene Ontology annotation, cellular component: nucleus. The record is from RefSeq and is a predicted model, not a curated record. Bases 1163 to 1690 code for a protein of 175 amino acids. The transcript has 6 exons.
CAUCGGAGUUGUCCGCGAGUUCGCAGGGUCUCCCGGUUCUCUUAUAUCCACCGAACACUCAAUUAAUAAAUCCCCGAUAGUUAUUCGCCGUGUAAAUCUUAAAAUCUCAAGAUCAGUUAAGUGAUUGUAAUCCAUGUAUAUAUACGUGUAUGUAUAUAGAUACAUAUAGUAAUACAUAUCUCGUGAAGUUGGUGGAAGUUCAUCGAACGUAUUAUAUUCGCUGGAGUGAGAGAGAGAAAGGCGUGUUUUUACGACCUGUUCCUGCUACAGAAUUAUUGCGAGGUGAAAUCGUGUACAACACGUAGUGUGCAUUACACAGUGUGUAUAAGAUGUGACUACUACCUGUGUGCAUCUUCACGCUGUUUUGUCGAACCCGCAACCGUGCAACGUGCAAAGCCGCGUCUCACCGGACUGGGAUACAGCUGCUCACCGUGACCAGACUUGUCGUGUUGUCACAUGACCUUAAGUUUCCUGGUGAGUGCAUCCUCACAUACAUGGAGUUUCAGCUGGAUAGUGCAGAAUACUGCCAGGCUCAACACAAAUAGAGAGACACGCCCAAAUACCCUAGAAUCUGCUAGGUACUAUUAAAAAAGAAACAAGGAAAGAACAUCUUAAUCAGGCAAAGAAAAAUUUUUUAAUACUGGGAUCAUUGCCUCGAAGUCAGAAAAUCAUCAGCUAGUCAUCACGCAAAACAUAGAAGAAUUAAAUAGAAUCAAUUGUUAAUUAACAAUAUUAAAUGCAAGCAUUGUAGUUACUGAGCGCACCUGAUCCAGGCGCAGCCAGUGCCAAAUAGAUAAUCUUCCGAAUCGUAGUCAAGGAUCCCAAGUGGGAAUCGAUCGCAUAUCAACAACGCCUAAUGUAACGUAGCCCUCACCUUUUCAGCGAAAUUUGCACCUUAACAACCCUCCUUGAGGUCUACAUGUGAACCCAUUGUUCUGUCCUCUGUAAAAAAAUAACAAAGUAUUCAAUUAGUUAAAUGAAAAACAACUUUAUAAGACUGACAUCUAUGGGCUAAGUUGUCAAAUUCAGCCUUUGUUGCUUCAUAUAGUGUGGCACAUUGCAAAAAUAAAGAGAAACAGUGUCGUACAAAAUUAUUAAAAACAUAAAACUUAGAAGCAUAAAAGAAGUAGGAGUAUUACACCACUUGUUGUCCAAAAAGGAAAUGAGCAACAUGAGGGUGAAGGAUAUCAGACCAGAACCCGCCGAAAUCGAAUACAAAAACAUGAAGUUCCUUAUUACUGAUCGGCCCAAUGAUCAGACCAUUCAUACUUUUAUUCAAGAACUGAAAAAGCACAAUGUUAAAGAAGUAGUGAGGGUCUGUGAACCAACGUACAAAGUUGAGGAACUCAAAACAGAAGGGAUCAAUGUCAUAGACUUGGUAUUUGAUGAUGGCACAUUUCCACCAAAUGAAGUCAUUGAUGAAUGGUUUGAGCUGCUAAAAAAUCGAUUUCGCGAGUCUCCUGAUGCAUGUGUAGCGGUACAUUGUGUAGCGGGACUUGGUAGGGCACCAGUCUUAGUCGCACUUGCCCUUAUUGAGCUGGGACUUAAGUAUGAAGAUGCAGUUGCGUUAAUUAGGGAUAAAAGACGAGGCGCUAUCAACUCAAAGCAGCUGGCCUAUCUUGAAAAGUAUCGUCCCAAAUCUCGGUUGAAGCUCAAGAAUGGACAAAAGAACUCCUGCUGCGUCCAAUAGAUCAAACGAUUUCUUUGAAAAGUUACUAAUUCAUACUGAUUGGUAUACCUAAUUGUAUAGGUUUUCGCGCCUGAUAACAAGAGACAUACUGUAUCAACUCAGUUCUGAAAGGCCUAUCAAUGGAAAUGCAACUGUACUUAUGGAACAAUUUUAAUAGUAUAUUUUGCACCGUCUGAUUCUCCAGCAUAAAUGAAGCGAUUCAAGAGAAAAAUAAAUUGUAUAUCAUUAGUUGCACUCUUCUUUUACGAAAUUUUUGUAUUUAUUUUUGAUACUAAAUCAAUAUAAAAUAUGACAGAAAAGAAAAAGCCUUCUGAACAUGGUAUGAAUAAUAAUAAAAUUCGAAUGGAUCUGAUUGUUUGUAUAAUGAAUAAACAAAAAAUGUAAUCAACUUAUGCGUUUUAUGAUAAUACUUGGUACGUCCAAGAUUUAAGAUUAUUGAGUAUUCUAGAAGGCUGCAUUUACUUGGUCCAAUAAAAUAAAAUACACAAUGUUACUAAUUAAUUUGUGAACAUUAGUUAAUAUGUUAUUUAUGCGAGAUACUUUAAGGAUGGUUGGGGUAAACACCUUUGGAUUAGUAUGAUUUGUAGUAAAAUGUGGUUCCUUUGGUACUGCAGUUGUACCCAGCCGUCAUCAAAUUUAGUUAUUUAAAGAGUUAGUGCAAUAAGAAAAUAACUCACAUUUUCCAUAAUGAUUAAAUGAAAGGAAUAAAUAAAUGUUUUAAGCAAUUCAACAUAUUUACUUUCAGAUUGUAAUUAAGUACAUAUUUUUUGCAGAUGUUUUGCGUAUAUAACACAAGCAAGAAGAAACAUGAGUGAACGCUGCGUUGUAAAUAUUCUUUAAAUACUGUUUUCUGUUUUGUAUUAUCACAUCAAAUUUGGUAUACAUUAGUUACAACCAACAUAGAAAUUGCAAUACGCAUUUCCAUAUACUUAUCACAUAUGAAUAAAUUUUCGAACUUUGUAUGAAAUAAAACGAUUUGCACAAAAAUUAAUAAAUUUUUUUAAACGAUCAAGCAUUAAUUUUGAAAAUAUAACAAACAAAAGGAACAUUGCGUUGCAUUUCCAAUGGCAUGCCGAAUUGAUGAGUGUUCUUAACUCUUACUGAACUUGAAAUCUGCGUUAACUUGAAAUAACGAAUAUUACGAAACAAAGUGAAGAAAAAAAAUCACUCCAGAGUUAUAUAUCACUUUUAUCGUAGCUUAACGGCAAUUUCACCAAAAUUUAAAAAAAAACAGCCACUUUUAUUCGAUAAAUUUUAAAAGGCUGCAUACGCAUUUUGUGUGGAGCAUAUAUUGUAAUCGUAAUCGCAAUUUUGGUAAAAUUGUCGGUGAUGCUGUACGCCACACUAAACUGUGUUCAGAAGAUAGAAAAAAAAUUCGCUCCUAAACUAAUGAAUGUAAUAUUUAGAUCAUUUCAUGUGUCUGCAGAUUUAACGUGAAUGUACGUUUCUGUAUAUAAUUAUGAUACACGAAUUGCGUUCAUAAUCGUUUCUCGUGCUUAUAGCGAAGGUUACGUGAUAUAUGCUGACGAACUAUUGUAGUCGUUUGUAUUUUUUUCCUGUCCCAGUUUUUGGUAAUUAGCGUGUAAGAAACCCAGAUGAAAUUUUUGUACGGAACUGUUAACUAAAUAAUGAAUUUAAUUGCACGAUACGCCAAUGAUAAGAUAUAUUCGUCCUUUUUGUGCAUAACUUUCAAGUACCAUUGUAUAACCACUUGUACAUUCACCAUAAUCGCAGACUCGAAAUGAAAUUUGAACCUGGUACAGCUACUUUUUUGUAAUGUUAAAAAAACUGCAAUAUUUUUUACCAGAGGAUGGGACGAGGGACAUUCGUAAAAAAAAAGAAAAAUUAUCGAGUCUUAGAUCCGAAAAUGAAUAAUUUUCUAGUUAUUCAACUUUUCUUUUCUCUAUCUCCUUAGGUUUAUUGUUAACAAUUGAUGACGAUCGGUGAAAUGUUCUUAAUUUCUCUUUCCUUUACAACGAACUUCUUUUUUUCUUUUAAGUAAGAUAUUGAUACUUUAAUUAGGUAUACCUACUAGCAAUUCAUCGUAAAAGUUACCAUCAAAUUUUUAUCAUGAGAAAUUUAAUUUUGCAAAUCGAUUCACUUCUUCAAGCGGUUAUACUUCACUAUCUGAAGUAGUUACGUUUAUGAGUGAAGAUAUUUUAUCUGUGAUACAUUUUUUUGUGGAAAAAAAGUGAAAAUUAGAAAGGACAUCAAAUGAUUGGGCUUAUCGCAGAACGUGGUAUCUAUAAAAAUGAUAUUUAAAGAUCUUUUUCAGGAUUGAUCAGAAUUGUAAUACACAGUCAAAUCGAAUAGUCAAUUGGUAUUCAUAGAUCUUAUUUAAAAUUCUUAAAAUCCUUAUUUAGGAAUAUAUUUUGAUCUGAAUAUUUAUUAUGUCGCGUAUUCACAGAGUAUUAAUAGAAGAAAGAAAGAAAGAUUUCGUUCUCGAAGAAUUGAAUCGAAACGCUGUGUCAAAUUUUAUUUUAUUAUUCAGAAGAUGAAAAAUGACCCAUAAAAUGCACGAAAUGUUUCGUUUAAUCACUGCUAUUUUAUAAACGGCGAUCAUGAACAUUCGUUUCAUAUGAUGACUAUUUUACGUUAAGAAAAAUAUAAAAAAAUAAUAGUGUUUCAAUUCAUAUAAAUAAUAAAGAACAAGAACAACUUAGGUAGCAAAGAAAUCCUCUAUUUUGAACCGACGUAAUGAAGUAAGAACAGUCACUCCUUUCGAAUCGAUUAUGCAAAAAAUAAAUUUAACGAGUUAGCGCAAUUUAAACAAGAAUUAUGAUUAUUGUAUAUUUGAUUUAUUAAUGUAAUUUCCUACCUAAUGCUGUAUUAAAGACAUUAAUUAAAUUAAAUGAAAAAUUUUGUUAUAUUGUAAAACAUCAGUAAUGAAAUAAAAAAGAAUGGAAGUCGUUUUGUGAAGAAACA